Rhagoletis zephyria (snowberry fruit fly) is the source of this 1064-nucleotide messenger RNA. RefSeq lists its product as uncharacterized. The record is from RefSeq and is a predicted model, not a curated record. Lineage: Eukaryota; Metazoa; Arthropoda; Insecta; Diptera; Tephritidae.
CAUUAAUUACAGGGUUUCCAUUUUAUACGAUUGGACGUUUUGCCAACGAUGUCUGCACCGGCGCCAAUCAAUUGUCCGGCACAUGUGUGGUACGAGGCGAAUGUAGUGAUAAUGGUGGUGUGGCAGCUGGUACCUGUACUACGGUUACGACUCAAGCCGUGUGUUGCAUAUACCAACUGGGCUGUGGCUCCAGCACAAGUUACAACAAUACCUAUUUUUACAACUCGGGUUACCCCGGCACAUAUGGCGGUGGCGGUCGCUGCUCAAUUGUUGUCUCACCAUGUGAUGCGAAUAUCUGCCAGCUUCGCAUCGAUUUCCUAUCGUUGACUAUAGCACCACCGAGUGGCGAUGGUUUCUGUCUGACGGAUACCCUAACUAUAACGGGUGGCGCUUCACGUGUACCCACUAUUUGUGGUGAGAAUAGCGGACAACAUGUUUAUGUCGAUUUCAAUGGUGAAUCACCGAUUACCAUCUCUGUGGCCACAUCCGAUAGCUACACCUUUAAUCGCCAAUGGCAACUACAAAUUGCACAAAUCGCAUGCGCUUCUGCCACACAAGCACCUUCGGGUUGCCUGCAAUACUACAUGGAUACAAGUGGCACAGUAUCAAGCUUCAAUUAUGACUCCGCCGCUAAUUCGCUGACAAAUUCAAUUGGUGUGCCAGGCACACGACAAAUAGCCAAUCAACAAUAUGGUAUUUGCGUACGCAUGGGCGCAGGUAUGUGCUCAAUAACUUGGAGUCAAGUGAGUUCAGAUGCAUACUCCUUCACGAUGACUAAUGAUGUAGCUGUUGUCGAUCCAUCAUUGCUUGGCACUGCGACUGUACAAAGUCAGGAUUGCACAACUGAUUUUAUUAUUAUACCGAAUCCUACCCAAGAUAAUGUCGCAUUGGCUAGCGAUCGUUUCUGUGGACUGGGAUUAGUGGAUACAACAAGUGCAACGAAACCAUUUGUGCUUUAUACUGUGACGAACGCAAAUGAGGAUUUGGAUAUGUCGAAUCGCGGGUUUUUUCUAUCCUAUUCACAGAACGCUUGUCCUGUAGUCUAGCAUACAAUUUAAAUUUAA